UCGUUAAUAAAACUGUACUUUUGCUCGCUUUAUCAACUUAGAUGUUGUAUACUACUGAUGGAGCGAAUGGAUGGUGAACUACUGGAAUGUAGGGAUGUCAGGCUUUUUGCGGAAUAUAAACAGACAAUGGGAUACUUCAACAUUUAUCUUUCAUCUCACAGAUUUUCUGAAAAAUAUCCCUGCGAAAGUGAAAUUAAUGUAGAAGACAAUGUUAUAUCUGUAUCAGAUUCUGAAUCAUGUGUUACGUUCAAAUUCAAUGGUUUAAAGUUUGAAUCAUCAACAUGCAGAAACUUAAUGUAUGAGAAAAAAGGAGAAAUUUCAUGUACAUUGCAAGUUGAAAAACCCACCAGCGAGUUAUUGACCGUGAAACAGAGAAAUAACGCCUUACAAGAACAGUUUGUCCGAGAAAUCAAAGCUAGUCAGAAUAGAUGUUAUUGCAAAUUAUGUGGACAGAAGAUUCUGAAAGAUUCUUGCCACUUUUUACGUGUCUUGCCACUACCCUCUGAAAACUGGUCAGACUUUUCCGACAUGUGGUUUUGUCAUAAUCAUUCCCAUUCUUCAACUCCCACCGACCAGGCUACUCUCACUGAACAGGCUGGUGAACAAAAUGAUAUCUCAGAUAUUAAACUGAGACCCAAGUUAAAGGACUGCUUUGUAGCAGAGACUUACUUCAUGAUCUUGUCGGAUCAAAUACUGGAAGGAAAUGUGAAAAUUACCCAAGAUGCCUUCAUCCAUUGUAAUCGAUGUAGGAAUCUUCUUGGUGAAGUUAAUAGAGAAGAAAAUGGCAUGUCGGGUAGAGGAAAGGUAUUGAAAUUCCUUAAGAGUUCCCUGCACUUUGUUACUGAGGAUAACCCAAUGAUAAAUGAAAAGGAGGUUAUACAACAUGGAGACCGAGAAGUGGAAGGUAUGUUUGCAAAUCUUCUUAUGGAAAAUAGCCGACUUUAUACAAGCUUCAGACUUUACCUUACCUCAUCAACUGUUGGGAAAGAGUUUGACUGUUUGAUUUGGAUAAUAGACCCCAAGCUGAUGAUAUUUUAUGGAAGCUCUCAUUCCACAACUGAAGAAAACCUCAUUCCAGUCGAAGUUGUAAAAGUUUUAUUCAGAGCUCUUUUGACACCUGGAAACAACAGGGAAGAGGAGCGAACUUCCUGGAAGAAAGAUAACUCUGUUCACAUGAUAUCACUCCCCUACGCAAGCUGCCUCACUCUCUUAAAGAUACUGAUUGAUAAUGCAAAGAGCUUACCUUUAAAAUGCAGAAAACACGACAAAUUUAACGUGGGAUUUUUGAGCUAUCAACAGAAAUAGAAACAGCUGUAAAAAGUGGAAAAUGUUGAUUAUGUCCAGUACGCAGUACUCUGUUUACAAUGUAUUCUUAUCUUGCUCUCAAUGCUUAGUGAAAAAAGAAUUGUCAAAUUUAUUCAUUCAAUAAAUAUCGAUAUUAUUGUGGUGAACUAUUUCAUGUUUUGUUUUAUAAAAUUUCAAAAUACGUAAGUUUUAAUUUAAAAAAACGGCAGUUUAUCUUGUUUGGGUAUUAUUUUGUUUCCGUUUAUGGUAGGUGUCGAAGUGGCAAACUGCAUUACUAAGUAUGUUCAUUCAAGUUUCUUCAUACAUUUUUUUUUUAUUACAAAAGAUGAUUUUGUUUAAUUUGCACUUUUCAGAGUAAAAAUAUCUAACAAAAAUAUUUUAAAACACUCUAUCGAAAGUAAAUAAUGUGAUGAUUCUAAAUUUAUAACGCGAAAAAAGUUAUGGACGUUUCCAUCAGAAAGUUUGCUUUUUGAAAACAAAAACAAACAGCUAGUCUGUUAUCAAUUUUCUCUCGUUUUCAUUCCUAUCCAAUAUUUUUUUCAGUCUCUUCUUCAUAUAAAUUUCCUAAUUUUUCCAGCUAU
Saccostrea cuccullata (small rock oyster) is the source of this 1886-nucleotide messenger RNA. Its product is annotated as E3 ubiquitin-protein ligase E3D-like. Gene Ontology annotation, molecular function: ubiquitin protein ligase activity; ubiquitin conjugating enzyme binding; cyclin binding. NCBI's taxonomy places the organism in Eukaryota, Metazoa, Mollusca, Bivalvia, Ostreida, Ostreidae. Gene Ontology annotation, biological process: protein autoubiquitination; proteasome-mediated ubiquitin-dependent protein catabolic process; protein polyubiquitination. Gene Ontology annotation, cellular component: ubiquitin ligase complex; cytosol; nucleus. The record is from RefSeq and is a predicted model, not a curated record. The transcript is spliced from 8 exons. Bases 58 to 1305 code for a protein of 415 amino acids.